GACUGGCAACAACAUCAAAUCAUCUGCAGCAGACAGUCCAGGCUAACUGUGCGAUAUCAAAUAAAUUUCUUACGUUUUUGCUCAAGCAAUCUCACCACACACCAGAAACAUGAAGGUUAUUAUGGUUACGCUGUUGUUGGCCGCAGUCGCCCUGUCCGUCGCCGAAGCCGGAGCCUACUUCCCCGCCCCAGCCAUCGUACCAGCACCCGCAGCCUACUACGCCGCCCCGGCACCGGCCCUGGUCAGGACCCCGAGCUUGGACAGCGCUGUGGUGCACUCGGAACGCGUCGGCGGCAACUUUGCGUACAGCUCCGUCGAGGGACACGCGUACACCGCCCUCACACCGGUCGUCCACCCAGCCCCGGUGGCCGUUGCCUACAAGGCCCAGCCGCUCGUCGCCCCGUACCCGGUCGUCCACGCCGCCGCCCCGUUACCAGCCGUCUACGCACCGGCCAAGACCUUCUACUACGCUCACUAACCUGCACCGCCGUCGACGACGUAAAGGCCCACGCUCAGUGUUUGAUCUAGUUUCCGUUUUUCUACCCAAAAACACUCCGACGCGACAUUAUCGCGAUUUUAUAUUAUGAUAGAUAUUUUGUGAUUAUAUAAUGUAUAUAUAGGUACGCCAAUUUUAAUAGUCCUAAUAAUAAUAUUAUUAUUACGACGCGUUGGAACAUUCACCUCGCCUACGCGUAUAUGUACGCGUCACUUAACGUUUACUUCCUCUCCCCCCCAACCGCCUAACCAACGUACACGGACGUGUUUCAUAUUUUUGUACUUUUUUUUUCAAUAAUGCUGAAUAAAAAAUAUUUCUGAUUUGAAAAAAAAAACAC
Messenger RNA from Rhopalosiphum maidis (corn leaf aphid), 833 nucleotides. Its product is annotated as cuticle protein 16.5-like. The coding region runs from base 110 to 478 and encodes 122 amino acids. The record is from RefSeq and is a predicted model, not a curated record. The transcript has 2 exons. Lineage: Eukaryota; Metazoa; Arthropoda; Insecta; Hemiptera; Aphididae.